Molecule: messenger RNA, 7654 nt
Organism: Zootoca vivipara (common lizard)
Lineage: Eukaryota; Metazoa; Chordata; Lepidosauria; Squamata; Lacertidae
Gene: ALS2
Product: alsin Rho guanine nucleotide exchange factor ALS2
Biological process (GO): endosomal transport; regulation of GTPase activity
Cellular component (GO): cytoplasm; centrosome; intracellular membrane-bounded organelle
Molecular function (GO): guanyl-nucleotide exchange factor activity; small GTPase binding
Source: RefSeq, a predicted model, not a curated record
GGAGGAGGACGACGCCGGGUUCCGAGCGGCUCGCGCGCCAACUCUCAACCGCUGCUUGCUUUGAGCCCCCUUUCCCUCCUCCUCUACCCCACCCGAGGGUUCCGAUCUCAAAGAAGAAUGAUUUGGUAAUGGCAUGUUCUUGCUGACUGAUGGACCCUAAAGAAGAAAGUUCAGCAGACCAAGAGGGAGCGCGAGAGAGAGGCCUGGUCUAUACGUGGCAGGCUGGUUGCUGUUGUCCAGAUCCUGAAAGACUUCCAGGUUGGAGUGGAAAGACAGUGUUGCAGGCAGCAGUCGGCAUAAACCAUGGUGUGCUUCUCUCAGAUGGUGGUGAGGUUUACAGUUUUGGAAAGCUUCCCUGGAGGGUUGAGUUGGAAGAUACUUAUAUCAACUGUCCCAUCUUGGAAAAGGCUUUGAAUGGACAACAUGUUGUUACAGUGGCAGCUGGCAGCUUCCACUGUGGAGCAGUGACUGAAGGUGGCGACGUUUACAUGUGGGGUGGAAAUUCUGCCGGCCAAUGUGCCGUGACCAACCAGGCCUUUGUGCCGGAACCCAAACCCGUCAGUAUUUCUGACUCUGAAGCUAGCCAUCCCUUGCCAGUACGGAUUUUGCAGCUGGCAUGUGGAGAGGAGCACACCUUGGCACUCUCCCUAAGCAGGGAGAUAUGGGCGUGGGGAAGUGGCUGUCAGCUGGGGCUCAUAACCAACACUUUCCCAGUUACCAAACCACAAAAGGUCGAGUACCUGGCAGGCCGCGUUGUGCUUCAGAUUGCUUGCGGAGCUUCUCACAGCCUGGCUCUUGUGCAGUGCCUCCCUACUCAAGACAUAAAGCCUAUUCCGGAGAGAUGCAAUCACUGCAGCCAACUCCUGAUCACCAUGACUGACAAAGAAGACCAUGUCAUUAUCUCUGAUAGCCAUUGCUGUCCAUUAGGGGUGGUUCUAGCUGACUCCCACUCGGAAUGCCACAUCUCUUGCUCCUCUCUGGAAACUCUGGAGAGGAAGAGUAUAACAAGCAGUCAAGGUGACGAUUGUCAGAAAACGCUUACAGAAGACCAGGCACUCGCUGUCGCAGAGUAUGAUGCAGCAAGUGUGUUUUCAAACAGCGAUGCCCAGGAAGACAGUGGCAUUUCUAGUCCAGGAAACCUCUUGAUAAUGGACAAGGUGACAACAAAGCAGCACUUGACAAGUCUUCCGGAUCAUCCAGUAAAUGAAAAGCCAAUGGAUCAACAACCUGAGCAGCAGUCUCAAGAAGAGGACCUCACUGCUUGCCUACCCAGUCCACCAGGUCCAGGCACAUCUGCCCUUAACAGCCUGGUAGCUUCUUGUGCAUCAGCAGUUGGUGUAAGAGUUGCUGCUACCUGUGAAGCUGGGGCCUUGUCUCUGAAGAAGGUAAUGAACUUCUAUGGCACAGUUCCAGGUGACACAGUAUCCCCACCUAGCGCUGGCUCUCCAAGCCUGGAUGGAGUUAAGGACAGCCGAGAGGAGCAGGUCAGGCUGGAGUCAAUGCAGGGAAAGAAGAGUUCCAGCUUGGUGGAUAUUCGAGAAGAGGAAUCUGAAGGAGUCUGUCGAAGGCUUUCCUUACCUGGUUUGCUCUCCCAAGUUUCUCCAAGGCUCUUGAGGAAAGUUGGACGAGCCAAGAUGAGGACUGUGGCACUCACACCAACCUACAGUGGCGAAGCUGAUGCCCUUCUCCCAUCUCUGCGAACAGAGGUGUGGAGCUGGGGUAAAGGAAAAGAAGGGCAGCUAGGUCAUGGUGAUACUCUGCCAAGGCUCCAACCACUUUGUGUAAAAAGUCUUGAUGGGAAGGAAGUAAUUCAUUUGUCUGCUGGUGGCCACCAUUCCUUGGCACUCACUGCCAAAUCGCAGGUAUAUUCAUGGGGCAGCAAUACCUUUGGGCAGCUUAGUCACUUAAGUUCUCCAACCACAGUCCCUCGCCUUGCAAAGGUAUGUGAUGACAAAAGCAUCUGGAACAUAGCAGCUGGCCCAGAUUAUUCAUUAUUCCUAGUAGAUGGAGAAGAGUUUCAACCUUCGUUAUACUAUAGUGGUCGAGAAGAAAGGAAAGAGAGUGAUGUUUCAUCUGAAAAUAGCUGCUUUAAAAAUUCAACACUGUUGCUAAACUGUAGUAAGUUAGGGUACAUUAGCAGUGUGAUGGCUGGUGGGAAUAACUGUUUGGCUUUAGUGGACAAAAACAUUAUGGGCUACAUUGCAAGUCUGCAUGAGUUGGCAUCGAUGGAGAGACAGUUCUAUUCCAAACUGAGUGCUAUAAAAUCUCAAGUUCUCCGACCCCUCUUGGGAUUAGAUAAUUUAGGUGCUUCAUCGACAGUGCAGCUGUUGCAGGAAAUGGCUAGUAUGUUCAGCAAGUUGUGUUACCUGAUCGGUCAGCAUGGAGCCUCUUUGACAAGCUUUAUUCAAGGGUCAAAAGAGGCAAAGAACUUGGCUGUCCUGAAGCAUUCAAGCCUCUUUUUGGAAAGUUACACUGAGUACUGCACUUCCUUGACAAACUUUCUGGUGAUGGGAGGAUUUGCACUUCUCUCCAAACCAGCAAUGGAUUUCUUAACUAAAAGCCAGGCAUUACUUCAGGAUCUGUCAGAGACAAAUGAGGAGUCUUUCCCAUUGGUAGAAGUAUUAAAUAAUCUGUUUUUCUUGCCAAUCCGACGACUUCAUAAUUACGCUAGAACUUUACUAAAGCUUGCUACGUGUUUUGAAGUGGCAUCUCCAGAAUACCAGAGCCUUCAGGAUGCCAGUUCUUGUUAUGAAUCCCUUGCUGUCCAUCUUAGCAGGAAAAGGAAAGAAGCCGAAUACACGCUGGGCUUCUGGAAAACCUUUCCUGGCAAAAUGACAGAUUCCUUGAGGAAACCCAAACGGCGGCUAAUCUGUGAGAGCAGCAAUCGGGGAUUGUCACUGCAACACGCUGGGAGAUUCUCAGUGAACUGGUUCAUCCUCUUUAACGAUGCCUUGGUCCAUGCUCAGUUUUCAACUCAUCAUAUUUUUUCAUUGUCCACAUUGUGGGUAGAACCUAUUUCAGAAGAGUCUGGUAAUAUGAAUGGUUUGAGAAUCACUACACCAGAAGAACAGUUCAUUCUUGUUUCAUCAACACCACAGGAAAAGACUAAAUGGCUGAGAGCAAUAAGCCAAGCAGUGGAUCAGGCCUUAAAAGGAACGACUGACUUGCCUCCUUAUGGAGUUAGUGGAAACCUUCAGAGGCAAGAGCCCCCUAUCUCACGGAGUGCCAAAUACACCUUUUACAAAGAUCCUCGGCUUAAGGAUGCCACUUAUGAUGGUCGAUGGCUUUCUGGGAAACCACAUGGCAGGGGAGUUUUGAAAUGGGCAGAUGGAAGACUAUAUUCUGGUAUGUUCAGAAGUGGCCUGGAAGAUGGGCACGGUGAAUACAAAAUACCAAGCAAAAUACUGAACAAGAGUGACCGCUAUGUUGGAUAUUGGAAGGAGGGCAAAAUGUGUGGACAAGGGAUCUACAGCUAUGCCUCUGGAGAAGUGUAUGAAGGGAGCUUUCAGGAUAACAUGCGUCAUGGGCAUGGUCUCCUGCGCAGUGGGAAACUGACAUCUACCUCUCCCAGUAUGUUCAUUGGCCAGUGGGUGAUGGAUAAGAAGACAGGAUAUGGAGUAUUUGACGAUAUCACAAGGGGAGAAAAAUAUAUGGGAAUGUGGCAAGAUGACCUUGGCCAGGGCAAUGGUGUUGUGGUUACACAGUUUGGACUGUAUUAUGAAGGAGCCUUUAGCAGCAAUAAAAUGAUGGGGACUGGUGUCUUGCUUUCUGAAGAUGACACGGUGUACGAAGGAGAGUUUUCAGAUAAUUGGACCCUUAAUGGAAAGGGAAGACUGGCUUUGCCAAAUGGAGACACUAUUGAAGGUAUUUUCAGUGGCGAGUGGGGAACUGGGAUAAAGAUUGCUGGAACCUACUUCAAACCCAGUUUGUACGAUCAUGAGAAGGACCGACCCAAAACCCUGCGGAAGCUUGGAAACCUUGCUGUUCCUGCUGAUGAAAAAUGGAAGGCGGUGUUUGAGGAAUGCUGGCAUCAGCUAGGCUGUGAGCAACCAGGCCAAGGGGACAGGUGGAAAGCUUGGGAUAACAUUGCUGUUGCCCUGACAACCAAUCGGCGUCAACACAAAGACAGCCCAGAACUGUUAAGUAGAUCUCAUGCGCAAACUUUGGAAAGCUUGGAGUUCAUUCCAAAACACGUUGGUGCCUUCACACUCGAAAAAUACGACAACAUUAAGAAAUAUCUCAUAAAGGCGUGUGAUACUCCCCUGCAUCCUUUGGGAAAACUUGUUGAGACCCUAGUUGCUGUAUAUCGAAUGACAUAUGUAGGCGUGGGAGCUAAUCGGCGGCUGUUGCAGGAAGCAGUCAGGGAAAUUAAAUCCUACCUCAAACGCAUCUUCCAGCUAGUCAGAUUCCUGUUCCCUGAUCUUCCUGAAGAGGGCAGUUCAAUUCCACUUUUGGUGACUGAGACCAAAGGAAGGAGAUCAUUCUGUAGUGGAAAAAAUGACUCCAGGCCGGAAUCUCCAGAACCAGGCUAUGUGGUCACAAGCUCUGGGUUGCUGCUUCCUGUGUUGCUACCGCGACUCUACCCUCCUUUGUUCAUGCUGUACGCCUUAGACAAUGAGCGAGAGGAAGAUAUUUACUGGGAGUGCGUCCUGCGUCUGAACAAACAACCAGACAUGGCUCUGUUGAGCUUUUUGGGGGUGCAAAUGAAAUUUUGGCCAACAAAAACCUGUAUUCUUGGUGAAAAUAAAAAGGUAUUGCCAAAUACAAAAGAUGCCUGUUUUGCUUCAGCAGUGGAGUGCUUACAACAGAUCAGUACAACUUUUACACCUGCUGACAAACUGAAGGUGAUCCAGCAGACUUUUGAGGAGAUCUCACAGAGCGUCCUUGAGAGUCUUCAUGAGGAUUUCCUUUGGUCGAUGGAUGAUUUGUUUCCUGUUUUUCUGUAUGUGGUGCUACGAGCCAGGAUCAGGAAUUUGGGUUCUGAAGUGCAUUUGAUUGAGGACCUCAUGGAUCCAUAUCUCCAACAUGGGGAGCAAGGCAUUAUGUUCACCACUCUGAAGGCAUGUUAUUACCAGAUUCAACACGAGAAGCUCACCUAAAGAAUUCACCUAAAUAUAGAAUCACCAAUGAACACAGCUUUAGUCUUCUUCACAGAAAUGCACUUACAAUGGACUGAGAAUCUUUAUGCGGCGGAUGCAGUUCUGAGGCCUUUAAAAAAGAGAAAAAGCAAAGCCCAAUAUCAAUGGGGAAAAAGAAAAUCUAUAAGAAGCAAAAAUAUGUUUUUCAAGGCAGCUCUUGGAGAGAAAAUAUUUGUCCUUCAAAGUGGCAAAGUGUUUUUUCCCAUCUCUUCACAAAAGCAAUGUGUAGUGUGACAUCUACAUGGAAUUCAUAUAAAAGCAUAGUCUGGAAGUAUGCUGCUUCUUAUUCUGAAGAGACUCUCUGUGCUUUUGGAGGAUUGAAGUGCACUAUGGAACCACUCAGUGUCUUUCUAAGUUAAACUGCCUGGAUCUGUGUAUCCACUAAGAUCUGUCUACAGAACUCAUGGCUUUCAUACUACUACUGAUCCAUGGCAAUCCAAGACUUAAGGUGUACUGAAUAUACAAUUCAUGUGACUGGAGCAGUUUCAUUAUGUGAACCACAGAUUACAGAAGGCUAGCAAUGUGGUCUGUCGGAAUAAGUAUGUGCUUGGUCAUACCUGAGAUGCUGGCUUAGCAUGCAGGGACCUUGAGUACCUGUCUUCUACUUUUCCUGCUCGGUGGAAGGAAACACUUUUUUUGCUCAGAUGUUAUUUUUUUGUUGAAGUAUUGUUUAAAGAAGAAAGCCACAGAACUUUCAUGCCAUUGUACUUGUGACUUUUCCUUUGGUGUAUGUGGAUAAUGUUAGCUGACAUCUUGGAUAAAACAGGUGCUGUUCUUAACUAUGUCUGUCACAGAUGUGGGAGAUAUGAAAAAUAUUCUAGUUGAAUUAACGAGUUAAUACAGACAAAGCAGAUAACUUCUGGAAAUGAAUCAUGGCUUUUGUGUAGCUCCUUUAUUAAAAAAAAUAUGGUGGGAUCAGUGGCUGUAAAUGGAGCAAUUUUCAUAAUAAAGUAAUAAAGAAUAAUUCUGUGAUUUCUUUUGUGGCAAUUAAUACAAAUUCCAUUUGGGUGCUAUUCCCUGAUCACUCCAAGGUGGGUUUUUUUUGUUAAACAUUUGUGAGUUACAGCUCUGUGGAAGGUACCAGACACCCUUAAAAGUUAUCGGUUCCCAUCAACUUCCCCAAUUACCUCCAUUUUAUACCACCCACAAUUUAAUAAAAAUGGUACUGUAAGUUGAUUCUCCAAUUGGCAGCAUUGAGAUUUGUGGACUGGAUUUCUAACAACCAGGUUAAAUCUCUGGCUCAAAUGAGAGAGGAGUUGGGUUCUGAUUGUGCAUUUCCAAGACUUUUUAAACAGCUGGAAAACUCACCCAGAAGGCUUGAGACAGAGAAACAAUCUUGAAUAAUUAAUUUGAGAAAAACUCAAAAUUAUACCAAGAAAUAUCUCAUGAGAGAGAAUAAGCAUAAUUUUGACAUUUUGUUUUCAUUCUUCUCAAAUUGUUUUUUCAAGAUUAUUUCUCUGUCUCAAACCUUCUGAGCGAGAUCUUAACCAGCUACUUAAAAAGUCUUGGAAAUGCACAAAAUUGGAAACAUUGAUUGAAGCUUCUAUUUGAAAUGAUACAUGGCCCCUACCGGUACAUCAGACAUGCCAUACACAGAGGCAUUUUACAAUUUGGAAAUGGGCAUUUAGCACUGUCCUAAGUAUAAAAGGAGGGAGGGAAUUAAAAGGGUAAGGAAUCUCCUUGUAGCCAAAAUGUUUUUUUAAAAAGUAUUUUAUAUUAUGUAUGCGUUUAUAAUUGUAAGUUGCUUUGAGAAAAAAAAAUACAACAUACAGGAGUAGAUCAUAUUUGCUGGGUUGCUAUACAUUCCACACAUGGGACGAAUAAGCAGCAAUUGGUCGUUUCCACUACUGCUGUAUUUCUGUUUUCAUCAAAAUUCUCUGACAUUCCUGGUGUUGAAUAUGGGAUUGUUUUACCCUCAGUAUGAACACCGAUCCCCAGCCAUGCCAUCAGGAUAGGCCUUUGGGGCAGAAGCCCAGAUUCCCACUUACCAGGAGCUUAGCACCUUUUGAAGCAAUGCAGCUUACAAUCUAGUACAGCUGUUGCAUCUUAAAAUGUCCAAACCCUAAAAUAUUUCUACCCUGCUUUUCAUAACUCCUUCAUGGAAUGCUAUACUUUAAUUGUCUUUAGAUCAGUAAUUGCUAGAAGCCCCUUGCGUGUCUUGAGUUGGAUUAUUCCUAGGCCAUUUCAUUAUGAGGUAAUGAUUAGCUAAAGAGAAUCCCAUAAUUACGGGCAUAGAUUUGUUUCAGUAUCUUGAGCUGCAUUUGAAAGCUCUGUAGCAGCUUUAAUGUUGCUGCUGGUUAACAAAGAAACGGAUUGCCUUACUUCCUUUGGACUCUGAACUUGAAUAUCUUCCAUUCGCCUAUAUGGCUGUAUUGCCAAAGGACAGCUACCUAAAUAUAAAUAUAUUUAUUCAUUGCCUCAUGCUACUAAUUUGAAGAAAAACAACCCACAGGCAAUCAGAUCUAUCCAUAUGCUAGAAUGGGUUUCCAAAUGAAGAAAGUACAAUAUAAUUAGAC